UUGCAGAAUGUAUUUUCUGCUAAUUUUGAUGAUUCUUUUCACUUGGAAAUUUUGAAGGAAGCAUUGUUGAGAGCAAUCCAUGAUAUUGAUGUAAGGUUUUCUGAGGAAGCCUCUAGAAAUAACAUUCAUUCAGGAUCUACAGCAACAGUUGUAUUGGUUGCAGAUGAUAAGUUUUUGGUUUCCAAUAUUGGGGAUUCUAAGGCUUUCUUGUGCUCUGAAAAUUUUCAGUCUCCUAAGGAAGCUAAAGCCUCCUUAUUAGAGCUAUAUAGGCAGACAGAGCGUGAUGGUUCUGUUUCUGUGUGGGAUCGUGAAAAGUAUAGAUUAGCUUCUUCCCAUGGGCUCAAUCAUUUUGCAGUGAAGGAAUUGACUAGGGAUCACCAUCCAGACAGAGAGGAUAAAAGAACUCGGGUGGAAGCUGCUGGUGGUCAAGUUCUAAAUUGGGGUGGUUUGCCUCGCGUAAAUGGUCAGCUGGCCAUUACACGAGCUAUUGGUGAUGUGUUAUUUAAAAGUUAUGGAGUUAUAUCUGCACCAGAAGUGACUGAUUGGCACUGGUCGGAUCCGCACUGCUCCUAGGGGUGUGGGCUUUAAGAAAUUCUAUGGAAAAAGUUCACGCUCCACCUUAGGAGGUGUCUCUCAAGAUGACCUUCUAGCCCACCUUCAAGCCUUGGAGCAAAAAAUGAAUAUAGAUUUCCAACAUAAAUUACAAAAACAUCUCCAACAACAAAGAACAGAGCUCCAACAACAAAUGCAAAAAGAGAUGCAAGAGGAGAGAGCUCAAAUCCAACAAGGAAUGAAACUCCUACAACAGAUGCAAUUGGAGCUCCGCUCCGAGAGGCCUAAAGAGAUGUUUAUAAAAGAGCAUGUAGAAUCUGUGGGUACGAGCACUAACGGAAGUUGCUCAAAGGUUAUGACUACUGAAGAUUUAACUAAAAAAAUGGAUGCUUCUGAAGAUUACCUCAAAAAGAUUAACAAUCUCAAAAAUUUAGAUAUCUACAUCGCAUGUGUAUCUCCAAGAAUUUCAACAAACUAUUUGGGUUUCUCGAUCCAAAUAGGAUACUAGUUCACACAAAACCGGCCGAAGUUAUUCAAACAUACAUACAAAAUAAGUUGGAUGGAGAGCCAAAAAAAUGUUAUUUAGGACCAUUGCUAAAUAGCAAUCACUGGCAAUUGUUUGUCAUUUGUCCUGAAGAUAAUAUUAUUUUUUGGUUUUGUUCAUUAAACAGAUCUCCUAAGAAAAAUAUUAAGGUCAUAUUGGAGGGAGCUCUAGAAGGUUAUCAUUUAUUAAGAGGUAUUAAGAAGAAGAAGCCUAAUUGGAAGAAUAUUAUGGGGCAUCAACAAGAUAACGGAUGGGCAUGUGGAUAUUAUGUCAUGAAAAAUAUGUUUGACAUUAUUGAUGCUUGUAUUGUUGAAAGAUUCAAUGAGAUAUUCACAGACACCUCAUCAUAUGAAAAAGAGUCAAUUGAUCACAUCCGACAACUUUGGGCUCAAUUCUUUUUGCAAAAGGUUGAAGAGCAAGAGAACCAGGAAAAGAAAGAUUUAAUGACAAAACAGAAGCGAUUAAAAAAAACUUAUAUAUAGAUAUAUUUUUGUUCCAUGAAUGAUUUAUUGGUACAAGUUACAUGAACAAAGUGGUUGAAU
Lathyrus oleraceus (garden pea) is the source of this 1638-nucleotide messenger RNA. Its product is annotated as putative protein phosphatase 2C 50. Gene Ontology annotation, molecular function: protein serine/threonine phosphatase activity. Gene Ontology annotation, biological process: protein dephosphorylation. The record is from RefSeq and is a predicted model, not a curated record. The transcript is spliced from 9 exons. The annotation marks the transcript as partial. Lineage: Eukaryota; Viridiplantae; Streptophyta; Magnoliopsida; Fabales; Fabaceae.